AUGCGGCCCCUUUGGCUUGCACAUGUCCAGCACGCAGGGGUUUUUAUAGCAUCUCUUCUGGAAGCCUACAAUUUUUCUCACUCAAAAUGUUGGCCCGAUAGAAUACCUGGCCAAAUUUUAAGUGCGGUGUAUUCAACUUGGAUUACCUCGAUCUAUCAUGUGACCGGAAGAUGGCCUUAUCCAUAUUUUCCUACGACAAAGUGGUUUUUGCUGAAUUUUCUUAUCGUGGAGACGGCUGGUUCGCUUUUUACUGCAAUGUACUUUUCAUUCUUUUUGUUUCUUGAAAAGGUGAUUUUGAAACUGAGGCUGAAACUUUCUCUUGGAAUAAAUUUAUAA
This is a messenger RNA of Oikopleura dioica, 336 nucleotides long. NCBI's taxonomy places the organism in Eukaryota, Metazoa, Chordata, Appendicularia, Copelata, Oikopleuridae. The record is from the annotation of a GenBank genome assembly.